This is a messenger RNA of Adineta steineri, 1092 nucleotides long. The record is from the annotation of a GenBank genome assembly. NCBI's taxonomy places the organism in Eukaryota, Metazoa, Rotifera, Eurotatoria, Adinetida, Adinetidae.
AUGUUGGGUGCUAAUAUUGAUACAGGCGUCUGUGGUUUCCUUUGGCCAACAUGCUCUCGUCUUGUACGGUGCAAUUCAUCAGACAAUUCAUGUCUUCAGCUGGAUACCAUUUGUGUACACCAUCCUCAAUGUGAGGAUUUUCCACUUUGCUAUCCAGUUACAAUGACUAACCAAAACAUGUGCCCACCAAUGAAAAAUAAGAUCAAUCUCAAAUGGAAACAAAAUGCCAUCACUGUGGCUGGUGGAAAAGGAUACGGACAACAAUUAAAUCAACUCAGUGGUCCUUAUGGAAUCUUCAUUGACGAAAAGAAAAAUAUUUUCAUUGCUGAGUUUUGGAAUGCUCGUAUUGUUGAAUGGAAAUAUGAUGCAAAGGAAGGACACAUCAUUGCAGGUGGAAAUGGGGAAGGAGAUCGAAUGGAUCAAUUGUUUUAUCCAACAAGUGUGGUUGUUGAUCAACAAGAUCAUUCGAUCAUCAUUGCUGAUUCGAAUAACAGACGAGUGAUUCAAUGGCUUAAUCAAAAUCAGCAGAUUCUCAUUCGCAAUAUUGACUGUAGUGGCUUGGCAAUGGAUAAAUAUGGAUUUCUAUAUGUUUCUGAUCUUAAGAAGAAUGAAGUGAGACGAUGGAAAAUGGGAGAAUACAACGAAGGAGUUAUAGUGGCCGGAGGAAACGGACAAGGAAAUCAACUCAAUCAACUCAAUUCUCCUGGUUUCAUGUUUGUUGGUGACGAUCAAUCUAUUUAUGUAUCAGAUGCAGUCAAUCAUCGUGUGAUGAAAUGGAGAAAAGAUGCAAAAGAUGGAAUUGUUGUUGCCGGAGGAAAUGGUGAAGGACGAAAUCUUAAUCAAUUCUCUAGACCUCGAGGAAUAAUUGUUGAUGAUUUGGGUCAAAUAUAUGUGGCAGAUGAUGGAAAUCAUCGAGUAAUGCGUUGGUGUGAAGGAAAAGAAGAAGGUGAAAUUGUUGUUGGUAGAAAUGGAAAUGGAAAUCAAUCAAGCCAAUUGAGUAGUCCUAUGGGUUUAUCUUUUGACAACGAAAGAAAUCUUUACGUUGUUGAUAAUCGGAACAAUCGAAUUCAAAAGUUUGAAAUAGUUUUCUGA